AUGGACCUCGUCCUUCUCUGGGUAUUCCUGCCUCUAGUGACGGUGGCAUGGGGCCAGUAUGGUGACUAUUACUACGGCCCCUAUAACUACGGAGAUAAUGAUGAAUGGGUUAAUGUGUACCGUCAGGGUUUCAACUUCCAGUGCCCACAUGGGCAGGUGAUUGUGGCCGUCAGGAGUGUUUUCAGCAAGAAGGAAGGCUCCGACAGACUGUGGAACUACGCCUGCAUGCCAGCAGCGCAGAGCCUCGGUGAGCCGACAGAGUGCUGGUGGGAAGAGAUCAACAGGGCGGGAACUGAAUGGUAUCAAACCUGCUCAAACAAUGGGCUGGUGGCUGGUUUCCAGAGUCAGUAUUUUCCAUCUGUGCUUGACCGUGAAUGGCAAUUUUACUGCUGCCGCUACAGCCGGAGGUGCCCAUAUUCAUGCUGGUUAACAACAGAAUAUCCAGGACACUACGGAGAAGAUAUGGACAUGAUGAUGUACACUUACGAUCAUUACAUCCGUGGGGCAACCACAACUUUCUCUGCUGUGGACAGGGAUCGUCAGUGGAAAUUCAUUGUCUGCAGGAUGACAGAGUAUGACUGCCCAUUUCAAAAUGUUUAA
This is a messenger RNA of Pterocles gutturalis (yellow-throated sandgrouse), 600 nucleotides long. RefSeq names its product dermatopontin (gene DPT). Gene Ontology annotation, biological process: collagen fibril organization. NCBI's taxonomy places the organism in Eukaryota, Metazoa, Chordata, Aves, Pterocliformes, Pteroclidae. The record is from RefSeq and is a predicted model, not a curated record. Gene Ontology annotation, molecular function: extracellular matrix structural constituent. The coding region runs from base 1 to 600 and encodes 199 amino acids. Gene Ontology annotation, cellular component: extracellular matrix. The transcript is spliced from 4 exons.